GCUAGGCAAGGAGGGUAAUCUGACUGUUCUUCUCUCCCCACAUCAUGUCUCUGGUGCAGACUCUCCACUACGAGGUGGCGGCUCCCCCACCGUCCUUGUCGCAUCCCGCAAUUCCUUCCCCUUUGCAUUCCAUCCCCCCAACACCGGCCGAGGACGCCCAGGAUCCUCUCAAUGCUCCCCUCCGGCGGAAUCUGGCCCCUACAGAGGGCCAGGCGGUCUUUGAGCGGGCGCCUUCGGUCCAAAUCACACAAUCCCGUCGUUUGGCAAUCACCGUGUUGCUUAUUCUGGCCAACCUCGUACAGAUGACCGUGAGCUUCUCUGGGAUGGCGGGGGGUACCCGGCUUGGGGAAUCCUUGGGGGCCAAGGCGACAUCUGCCACCUGGGUCGGUGCCAGUUAUGGUCUAACACAAAGAACAUUUGUCCUUGUCAGCGGGCGACUAGGCGAUGUCUUCGGCCAUCGGGAGCUCUUGCUGGUGGGCGGGGCUUGGCUGAGCCUCUGUACUCUGAUCAGCGCUUUCUGCAAUAAUUUCAUCGCCUUUGUCGCGAUGCGGGCGCUCGCAGGCUUGGGAGGUGCCUUAAUCAUGCCUAAUGCAGUGGCUAUGAUUACCAGCACCAAUCCUCCGGGGCGUGUGCGAAAUCUCAGUUUGGGGUUUUUUGCAGCGUCGGCGCCAACGGGUGGCUACUUUGGAGCCUUGUUUCUCGGGGCCUUUAUGGAGAAGACGGAAUGGAAAUGGUUCUUUGUCUUUAUAGCCGCUAUUGGCGUCGCCAUCUUUCUCCCCUUGUGGGUAUUGAGCUCUCGAGAACCUCUGCUCGACAAGCAUGGCAAAAUUGAUUGGAUUGGAUCGGCGCUGGGAACAAGCUCUCUGAUAUUAUUCAACUUUGUCUGGAACCAAGCCCCCAGCGUGGGAUGGUCCACACCCUACGAAAUCGCCCUCCUAAUCGCCUCAGUCAUCCUCUUCGCGGCCUUUCUCCUCUGGGAGAAGAACGGCACCAAUCAUCCCAUCAUGCCAUUAGAGAUCUUCCAAGCACCAUCCAUCCUCACUCUGCUCCUAGUCGUCCUCCUCAACUACAUGGCCGUGGGCACUCUAAUCUGGUACCAGAUUCUCUGGCUCCAAGACAUCUGGCACUGGUCGACCCUCCACUUCGCAGUCGGCUGGACACCGUUCGUCAUCUGCGCAACCGGGGCCGCCUGUCUAGCAGCCUGGCUCAUUCCCCGUCUCGCAGCACAAUGGAUCCUCGCCAUCGGCACCACCACCAUCCUCGUCUCCAACGCACUCAUGGCCACCGUCCCUCUCCACCAAACCUACUGGGCCCAGGUCUUCCCAUCCAUCAUCCUCUUCUCCUUCUGCCCGGACUUUGUCUACACGGCCGCGCAGAUCAUCGCCAGUAACUCUGUCCGUCGGAAUCAGCAGGGCAUUGCGGGCUCGUUGAUCGGCGCGCUUAACCUCUACGGUGUUAGCUUGGGAUUGGGGUUCUCUUCGACGAUUGAAGACCAAAUUGCUCGGCGGUCAGGGAGUCGGAUCGAGGGGUAUCGAGCUGCGUUGUACUUUGGGGUGGGUAUUAGUGUGGUGGCAUUGUUGUUGGAUGUGUGCUUUGUGCGCAUGGUGAAGGAUGAGCGCGAAGGAUGGCGUGAAGAGGAUCGUGUCUUGGCUGAUGCGGAUGCCGAUGCACUGGAGAUGACGGGACAUGCGGCGGCGACUGGUGCGGAGUGGCCUGCUCCGGUUGAGCGGGCUUAAUGGGUAAUGGAUAGAUAGAUACGCUGCAUUAUCCUUUCGAGCUCUGCUUAGAGCGUGUGGAAG
This is a messenger RNA of Aspergillus ibericus CBS 121593, 1799 nucleotides long. RefSeq names its product efflux pump antibiotic resistance protein. The record is from RefSeq and is a predicted model, not a curated record. NCBI's taxonomy places the organism in Eukaryota, Fungi, Ascomycota, Eurotiomycetes, Eurotiales, Aspergillaceae. Gene Ontology annotation, molecular function: transmembrane transporter activity. The transcript has 5 exons. Gene Ontology annotation, biological process: transmembrane transport. The coding region runs from base 45 to 1736 and encodes 563 amino acids. Gene Ontology annotation, cellular component: membrane.